UGGAGGGAAAAUAAAAAAUGAUUAAGACCAUCAUUCAGCACGCGAAGAAACAUCCAGGGUUAAUCCCUCAGUUUUUCUUCAUCUCUCUGGGCAUGACGGGGGCCACUCUCUACCUGAUCCGCCUCGCAAGAGGGCCUCAUGUCACCCUCUGGGACAAGAAGAACAAUCCAGAGCCCUGGAACCGUCUGGACCCGACCUACCAGUACAAGCUUGUGGCCAUCAACACCGAAUACAAGAACCUGAAGAAAGAGGGACCCGACUUCUAAAGGUCCUCUGGGAGACGUCAGGGACACCGGAGUUGGCAGGACCUCCCACUGGCGCCUCGCUCGUGUGAAACCUCUUCCUGUGCUUCUCCUUCAUCUCGUCUCGUCGUCUGCGGACGUGACGCUGAAUUAUUAUUGUAACCUUGUGGAAACAGAUAAUUAAAAGUCACAUGAGACCAGGAUUGCCUCCUUUUAGUGCAUCUCAAUAAUCAUAAUAAACUACUG
Molecule: messenger RNA, 488 nt
Organism: Salarias fasciatus (jewelled blenny)
Lineage: Eukaryota; Metazoa; Chordata; Actinopteri; Blenniiformes; Blenniidae
Gene: coxfa4l2
Product: cytochrome c oxidase subunit NDUFA4
Exons: 4
Coding region: 18-266 (82 amino acids)
Cellular component (GO): respiratory chain complex IV
Source: RefSeq, a predicted model, not a curated record